This is a messenger RNA of Dentiscutata erythropus, 318 nucleotides long. Lineage: Eukaryota; Fungi; Glomeromycota; Glomeromycetes; Diversisporales; Gigasporaceae. The record is from the annotation of a GenBank genome assembly.
AAAUCAGUUGUUCAAACUAAAAAGGCAUCGGGGCUUACUUUUUCACAUCUUUUCAAGGAUGUUCUCAAAAUUCUUCAAAUCGAUUAUACUUCUUUUAAAAUAAGUGAAAAUGAAGCUGAAGCAUCACCCAAAAAGCAUAGAAGAAAAAGUUAUAUGUUUCCAAAAUGGCUUUUAGAUCUGAAAAGCCUAGCUAUCAAAAUAUCUAAAUUCAAAAUAAAUAAACUACCUUCUUGGGCUAUUUAUAAAGACACAAUUCAUAUAUCUAGCAAUGCUAGUGAUUCUAGUAGCUCUGCAAAUCUCGGUGUAUUACCAAAUUGA